Messenger RNA from Contarinia nasturtii (swede midge), 1332 nucleotides. RefSeq names its product ubiquitin fusion degradation protein 1 homolog (gene Ufd1-like). The transcript has 6 exons. Gene Ontology annotation, molecular function: polyubiquitin modification-dependent protein binding. Gene Ontology annotation, cellular component: VCP-NPL4-UFD1 AAA ATPase complex. Lineage: Eukaryota; Metazoa; Arthropoda; Insecta; Diptera; Cecidomyiidae. The coding region runs from base 215 to 1150 and encodes 311 amino acids. The record is from RefSeq and is a predicted model, not a curated record.
CAUUGUCAUUUGGUUAAACAAUCUAUCGUCUCGUCUAUAAAGAAAAUUUAUUCGUAUAAACACAUCAUUAUCGAAUCCAAAUCGAACUUUUUUUUAGUGUUCUCUUUUUUUUUACUUUCGUUUAAAAACACACUAUCGUACAUCGACGAAAAAUUAAAAUCAAUCAAAUUACGCGUAUUCAUCUUUUACACUCGCUAGCUGUGUAGAUAUCAACAUGUUUCAUUUCAAUGGUUUUCAAAUGAUGUUUCCCGAGUCUCGGCCGUUCAACAAUUCGUAUAGAUGUUAUUCGGUAUCGAUGCUGCCGGGCAAUGAGCGUCAAGACGUUGAAAAGGGUGGCAAAAUUAUUAUGCCACCAUCAGCGCUAGAUCAACUGACUCGAUUGAAUGUUGUCUAUCCAAUGUUGUUCAAAUUGACAAACAGCAAGAAAAGUCGCAUCACACAUGCUGGUGUAUUGGAAUUUGUGGCCGAUGAAGGCAAAAUUUAUAUACCAUACUGGAUGAUGCACAAUUUACUGUUAGAAGAGGGUGAUAUUGUUCAAAUCGAAAGCGUUUCACUUCCAGUCGCCACAUUUUCAAAGUUCAAGCCACAGAGUCCGGAUUUCUUGGAGAUAACAAAUCAAAAAGCGGUUCUAGAAAAUGCAUUGCGAAAUUUUGCAUGUCUGACCACUGGCGAUCUAGUGGCCAUCAAAUAUAAUUCAAAAAUCUACGAAUUAUGCGUACUCGAAACAAAACCCGGCAAUGCCGUCAGCAUCAUUGAAUGUGAUAUGAAUGUGGAAUUCGAUACACCAGUUGGCUGGGAAGAACCAAAACGUGUACCGAAAAAAACGGAAGCUGAUGAAGACGCUGAGGCAAAUGAACUAUUACAAAAUCACUACGACACAAGCACAUUUGUGGCAUUUUCUGGCGAAGGCAAUCGUUUGGAUGGAAAGAAAAAGAAAUGUGAAAAGCCAGAAGCACCAACUGGAUCACGGACAUAUGUUCGUGGAAUUCCCGAUUACAAUCAUCCAUACGGUUUAAUUCGAUUCGAUAGAUCCGUAAAACCAAUCAGCGACAGAACUGAAGAACCAAAAUCCAAUGGAAAUGAUGACAAUGAUGAUGGCUUCAAGGCCUUUCAAGGUGAAGGAUUCUCUCUACGAAAGAGCAGGAAAUGAUGAUAUUCAUAAGAUUUUGGGGUCGAAGCAAAACAAUGAUUUUGACAAAUACAAAAAAUGUAAUGGUAUCUUUUACAAUUUGAUUAAAUUAUUGUUUAUUAAUAUUAUGCUCUACUUCAGUUGUAUAAAACCUGAGUUAUUUUGUGAAAGAAAAUAAAUUAAGAAUAUAAAUCGAUGAUUAA